Molecule: messenger RNA, 777 nt
Organism: Prunus armeniaca (apricot)
Lineage: Eukaryota; Viridiplantae; Streptophyta; Magnoliopsida; Rosales; Rosaceae
Source: the annotation of a GenBank genome assembly
AUGUCAAGUGCUGAAUGCUUCAAGAACCCACCAGUACUGGGCCCAACAUCUGGAGCAGGGACUCUCCUAGAACUGGGGGGACUUAAAACCUACUUCACUGGCCCAAGUGAAUCCAAGCAUGCCAUCCUUCUAGUCUCAGAUGUUUUUGGGUAUGAAAACCUAAAUUUAAGGAAACUUGCGGAUAAAGUUGCUGCAGCUGGAUUUUUUGUGGUAAUUCCUGAUUUCUUUUAUGGUGAUCCUGUUAAUCUUGACAAUCCGCAAUUUGAUCGAGACUCGUGGCAUAAAGCUCACAGCAGGGAGAAAGGAUAUGAAGAUGCCAAACUAGUGACUGCUGCUCUGAAGAGUCAAGGCAUUUCUGCCAUAGGAGCUGCAGGCUUUUGUUGGGGAGGGAAUGUGGUGGUGAAACUAGCAAAGACCAAUGACAUUCAAGCUGCUGUAAUUUUGCACCCUGGUCGGUUGACAGAUGAGGAAAUAGUUGAGGUUAAGGUUCCAACUGCAAUAUUGGGAGCUGAGAUUGACAAAACUUCACCCCCGGAACAAAUGAAACAUUUUGGAGAGAUUUUAUCAACUAAAUCUGAGUUUAAUAGCUUUGUGAAAAUAUUUCCUGGAGUGGCUCAUGGAUGGACAACAAGGUACAAUGCUGAGGAUGAAUCAGCAGUCAAGAGUGCUGAAGAGGCUCAUUUGGACAUGUUAAAUUGGUUUACCAACCUCCACAACCCUAAGGGCCUUGGCAAACUCUCUUACUUCAUGAUAGAGGAAUAUGGUUAUGUCGCCUAA